UCUUUGACGCAACGCGCACAUUCAUUUCGAAUCGCGCUUUACCUCGAACGCGUGCUACGAACGCCAAACGCGCCACUCACAGCAGCUUUGGUUGAUUGAGUCGGUCUGAUUUAGAUUUGCUGGUAUACCUUAAAAAAAAAAGUUUGAAAUUCAAUUGGUGUGUGUCGGAAACAUAUAAAAUUUUUCAAAUUACUGCCAAAAUUAUUGAUUUACCAUCAUUUGGUGUACAGUGGCAAAGAGUUACUUAGCAGUAGUGAAGUCGGUAUAGUGACCAACGAGCGAAAAAUCAGUCUUUCUUUCGAAAUUUAAAAAAGUGUAAACAGUUGGUAUUUUUAGCUCGGUAAAAGGCGAUAAAUUACAUUGAAAUUCACAUUAAAAUGCAAUCAAAAAUCCUAGCCAGCGUCAUGGUGCUCCUCUUGGCCGUACAGCAGGGUGCGGCCAUCAAAUGUUACGUAUGCAAUAGUCAUAAGGAUGCCAAUUGUGCACUGGACAUACCACCAGAUGAUUUACUCAAGGACUGCCAGGAGGAUUACUCAACACGCGGCAAAGGCAUACCGACCUACUGUCGCAAGAUCUCGCAAAUCAUUGAAUUCUCUGUAAACAAUCUGCCCCCAGACAGCCGUGUCAUACGUUCGUGUGGCUUUCUGAAUCAGACAUCGACCAAUUACUGCUACCAACGCGCCGGCUUCGGUGGGCGUCAAGUAGUUUGCUCUUGUGACAAGGAUAAUUGCAACGGUGCUGGCGCGCUCAGCCUGCCCGUGGGUGUGAUGUUGACUGCUGCUGCUAGCGGUUGGGCAGUGCUCUCCUACGUAAAACGUUCACUGGUUUAAUUGCCACUUUAUUUUGAGCUAAUUUUUGCAAAAAUUCACUAAAUAAGUUAUCUUGUUUUUCGUUUGUGUAUAUUUUUCUCUAAGAAAAAAAUAUGCUACCUUGUUGUUGUUGUUUUUUUCACACGCAUACUUGAGUAAAAAUUAAAUACAUACAUACAUGCAAAGAAUUGAUAUGCUUGCGCUGUAUAAUUCCUCCACAAGAAAUCUAAAUAUUCUUUAUUUACAUAUACAAAUACACAAAUAUAUGUACAUAUAUACAAGUACAGUAUUGUUCAAUGCAAAUUUCUUUUUUACAAGUGCAUACAUAAUAAUUGCUUAACUGUUAUAUUUUGUUGUAAGUAAUAUGCAUUCAAAGACAAACGCACAUACAUACAUAACUGCAGCAAAAGGGGAAAAAACGGAGGAGUUGGCGUCAAAUAGAAUUUAGUAAAACAAAAACCUCAUCUGAUGAAGUUGGUUUUAAAAUAAACGCGCCCAGUUCCAUCGAUGGAAGUAUACAAUUUAAGCAUCUUCUAGGAAAUAAACGAAAUAACAAUAAUUGUUGUAGAAAAUAUAAAAAAUUGAAAUAAUAAAAUUCAGUAGCAGUUCAGAUUUUGCACAGUUAGUAAGCCAAUAAAACAUUAAAAAAAUGUAUAAGUCGUUGAAUAAGAAAGCUUUAAUGUAGCAAAUUUUAUUAUACACAUUUUUGUAAAACAACAAAAUACUCAUCGAUUGCAAAACACCUACCCGGCGCAAAGCUUGUUCCCAUAAAUAACCUGUAAUUGAGUAUUUAAAUUUUUUAAUUUUUCCUGCAACUUACCCAAAUUUAUGUUAUUUACAAAAAAAAACAAGCACUGUUGAAUAACGAUUUUGUUUUAUAUACGAUAGAAAAAUAUACAUACAUAAAUACGAAAAAGAAAAAAUUUUAACAAACC
Anastrepha ludens (Mexican fruit fly) is the source of this 1744-nucleotide messenger RNA. RefSeq lists its product as uncharacterized. NCBI's taxonomy places the organism in Eukaryota, Metazoa, Arthropoda, Insecta, Diptera, Tephritidae. The transcript is spliced from 4 exons. The record is from RefSeq and is a predicted model, not a curated record. Gene Ontology annotation, biological process: regulation of synaptic transmission, cholinergic; sleep; positive regulation of voltage-gated potassium channel activity. Bases 378 to 830 code for a protein of 150 amino acids.